Messenger RNA from Peromyscus eremicus (cactus mouse), 764 nucleotides. It is a transcript of the gene Tmem278, whose product is annotated as transmembrane protein 88B. The record is from RefSeq and is a predicted model, not a curated record. Gene Ontology annotation, cellular component: plasma membrane. Gene Ontology annotation, molecular function: PDZ domain binding. Gene Ontology annotation, biological process: negative regulation of canonical Wnt signaling pathway. The transcript has 2 exons. Bases 234 to 764 code for a protein of 176 amino acids. Lineage: Eukaryota; Metazoa; Chordata; Mammalia; Rodentia; Cricetidae.
GAGGUCCAACGAGGUAGUGGGGAAACUGUGGGAGGGGUGUAGCCCUGGAGACUGAUAUUCAGUGUUAGACUAAACUGGACAACAGUCUACUAUCUGGUGACUAGGAUCUAGAUACGAACUGAACCUGGGGAGGGUAAAGGAUCUCUAGUCUGGGCCUGGGGGUGGGGGCUAGUCCUACUGCCUACUACCUACCUAUCUUAGGGAAAACAUUCUUCAAGGACCACUGCUAGGACAUGAGUGAGCAGCAGGAAAGGGAGACAGAAGAGGAUGAAGGAGGUACUUCAGACACAGCACCCAUGCUACCCCGAAGAAGGUCUACUGACUACCAUAUCUCAAUCCUGGUAUGCCCAGGGUGGCCUGUCCUGGCCACCCAAGGCCUCAGGAUCCUGUUGCUGCCUGGCCGGGCUCUGGUUGGGUUCCUGUUCCAUCUGCUGCUACCUGGGACAGUCUUCCUGCUGGUGUUGCUGCCAGCAGCUGCCAUUGUCUACCUGGGAUUCCUGUGCCACUCAAGGGUUCAUCCAGCCCCGGGGCCACGGUGCCGAGCGCUGCUCUCAGACCGCGGCUCUGCAGCGCUCAUCGUGCUGGGAUUCCUCUCCCUGCCGCCGCUUCUGGUGCUCGCCUCCGCCGCCCGCUCCCUCCUGGCCCGGCGACUACGCCCUGUGCUGCCUACCCCCGCCAGGGCCCCUGAACCGCCGAGAUGCAGCGAAGAGGGUCUGGCGGGCGACCGCCCUGAUGAAGAGAAACAACUCUGUGCCUGGGUCUGA